CUUCUUCACGCCGUAAUUCGUGUACAAUCUGUACUCUUGUCUAGUGUUAUUUUUAAUGGGCAAAACACGAAGCAGGAGAUAAGCGUAUUUCCUACGUUUGAUAUCGUUCAUCAGAAGCCCCGUACAACACCGUGCUUUAGCAAAGUGUUCGACACCAUCUAGCCUGUACCACCGUUCAAACAAACGCAAUGGCCAACGCGGAAGCCAUUCAGGUCAGCUCGCUGCCGCUGCCCCCCGCGCAGUAUAUCAAUCUGUACACGGAUGAAAACAUACGCAAGAACCGUGCCCCGAAACCUCCGGCACCAAUUCAGGAUUCGUACACAAUGUUCGGCAGCCCGUUCAGCAACGACGACAACAUAAUCCGCCCGCUCGAAAGCCAAGGUUUCAAACGACUCUACCCGCAACACUUUGACCGACGGAAGGAACUGAAGAAGCUAAACCAUUCGCUGUUGGUCAACUUUCUCGAUCUGAUUGAUCUGCUGGUGCACUAUCCGGACAGUCCCAGGCGGGCGGAAAAGAUCGAAGAUCUCAGUUUGCUGUUCGUGCACAUUCACCACCUGCUGAACGAGUUCCGGCCGCAUCAGGCUCGGGAAACGUUGCGCGUAAUGAUGGAGCUACAGAAGCGCCAGCGGAUAGAGACGGCCCAGCGCUUCCAGAACCACCUGGAGAAGGUGCGGGAGAUGGUGAAGAAUGCGUUCGCUUCCCUGCCUGAUCUAACGGACGCUGAUCGGCUUGCCGGCGGGCUGGAACCGAUGGAUGUGGGUGAAUCGGGCGAUCUUGCUGGAGGCCGGGGUGAAGGUUGCCAUCCGCUGGACCGGUUAAUGUGUGAAAUUGUGGACAGAAUGUGAAGCACCGUGUGUUGCCGCGUAGAGAAUGUACUUUGGUUCCCGAUCGCUUAAACACGGCCAACCGAUAUUUUACAUUCAAGGAUGUGGGAACGAUACGUUAUUUGAUCGCAGAUUUUGUUUUGUAAUCAUAAUUUUCUUGAAAUUUAAUGAAGCUAAGAAGUAAAUAAAAUGCGAAUAUGUGCGAGUAUAGUAAAUUAUUUCUUAACACGA
Messenger RNA from Anopheles funestus (African malaria mosquito), 1058 nucleotides. RefSeq names its product mediator of RNA polymerase II transcription subunit 7 (gene MED7). Gene Ontology annotation, molecular function: transcription coregulator activity. The coding region runs from base 189 to 848 and encodes 219 amino acids. The transcript has a single exon. The record is from RefSeq and is a predicted model, not a curated record. Gene Ontology annotation, biological process: regulation of transcription by RNA polymerase II. Gene Ontology annotation, cellular component: core mediator complex; mediator complex. NCBI's taxonomy places the organism in Eukaryota, Metazoa, Arthropoda, Insecta, Diptera, Culicidae.